CCUCCUUUUUUAGAAUUGUUGAUGCCCAUAAGGAACUGUAACCUCUCCAUUUAUUAUACAUUGUUGUGUUCUCCCUCUUUCAUCCAUAUCUUUUAUUGUCAUUUCCUCUAUAUAAAGCAGUCCCAAGGUCUCCAUUUCUCCCAUCUCGUGUUGAAUUCUAGCAAUUGAAAAUGAAGUUCUUUUGGGUUGCUCUCUUACUUGCUUUGGUUCUUGUUCUUGGGGUGACUGAGGCUUUUGAUUUUCAUGAGAAGGAUUUGGGGUCCGAGGAAAGUCUCUGGGAUUUGUACGAGAGGUGGAGGAGCCACCACACGGUCUCCACAAGCCUUGGCCAGAAGCACUUGCGCUUCAAUGUAUUCAAGGAAAAUGUUAUGCAUGUUCAUAAUACCAACAAGAUGGAUAAGCCUUAUAAGCUGAAGUUGAACAAGUUUGCCGACAUGACUAACCAUGAGUUUAGUAGCACUUACGCAGGGUCCAAGGUUAAGCACCACAGGAUGCUCCGAGGAACGCUGCGUGGAAGCGGGAGCUUCAUGUACGAGAAGGCGGACAUAGUUCCCCCUUCCGUCGAUUGGAGGAAGAAAGGUGCUGUCACCGGCGUUAAGGACCAAGGCCAAUGUGGUAGUUGCUGGGCCUUUUCAACCGUUGUAGCAGUAGAGGGUAUUAAUCAAAUCAAGGCCAAUAAGCUAGUUUCUUUGUCUGAGCAAGAGUUGGUAGAUUGUGACACUGAAAAAAAUCAAGGCUGCAAUGGAGGAUUAAUGGAUUAUGCUUUUGAGUUCAUCAAGCGAAGGGGGGGCAUAAACACAGAAACUAAUUACCCUUACCAAGCGGCAGAUGGAACUUGUGAUGCUUCCAAGGAAAAUUCUCCAGUAGUGUCAAUUGAUGGGCAUGAGGAUGUGCCUGCUAACGACGAGAAUGCGUUACUUAAAGCAGCUGCAAAUCAACCUGUAUCCGUCGCCAUAGAUGCUGGGGGUUCUGAUUUCCAGUUCUACUCGGAGGGGGUGUUUAGUGGAAAAUGUGGGACAGAGCUGAAUCAUGGAGUUGCAGUUGUUGGCUAUGGAACAACCCUCGAUGGAACAAAGUACUGGAUAGUGAAGAACUCGUGGGGAGCAGAAUGGGGAGAGAAGGGUUACAUAAGGAUGCAGCGUGGCAUCUCUGAUAAGGAGGGGCUGUGUGGUAUUGCAAUGGUGGCUUCAUAUCCCAUAAAGAACAACGCAACUAACCCUGCAGGACCUUCAAUAUCCUAUCCUUCUAAAGACGAACUGUAAACAAUGUUCACCGGGGGCUUUGCCUUUGCCUUUGCUCAGUUUCAGCUCUUGUUUCUUCUGUGUCAGAAUUAAGUUGCAUGUCACGACUUCAUGAACAAAUAAUAUGGAGAUAAUAAUUGA
Messenger RNA from Alnus glutinosa, 1382 nucleotides. Its product is annotated as vignain. The coding region runs from base 171 to 1262 and encodes 363 amino acids. The record is from RefSeq and is a predicted model, not a curated record. The transcript has 4 exons. Lineage: Eukaryota; Viridiplantae; Streptophyta; Magnoliopsida; Fagales; Betulaceae. Gene Ontology annotation, molecular function: cysteine-type endopeptidase activity. Gene Ontology annotation, cellular component: lysosome.